Messenger RNA from Mugil cephalus (flathead mullet), 2046 nucleotides. Its product is annotated as transmembrane protein 150A-like. The record is from RefSeq and is a predicted model, not a curated record. NCBI's taxonomy places the organism in Eukaryota, Metazoa, Chordata, Actinopteri, Mugiliformes, Mugilidae. Bases 540 to 1361 code for a protein of 273 amino acids. The transcript has 8 exons.
CUUCAGUCUACACUGCGGAGUCACCACCAGCUGAUGUGUAAUUUAUCUUCAUCUUAUUGAGAAAUCCGUUUCCAGGAAACCAGGCGGACGAUGAUGAUUACAUCAACAACUCCAGAUUAUUCGCAGUGAAAUUUGAGUUAGUAAGCUAAUUUAAGAUCAUUUCUCUUUUUCUGAGACUAAAUUAGGGAAACGACGUAAUUACCUUCAUUGGCUGUUCACUAACAGCGCGCGAAGGCGUGCGUAAAAGUUUGGAGCGUGUUCUGGGAGGAGUUUGGAGUGACUGCCUCCAGCUGCGGUCUUCUCCUCAGGUCACAACACAUCAGGCUGCACACGGAGCAGAGUCGGUGCGAGGGAUGAAAGAAAACAAGAUAACAUACACACGAGCCUCAUGAAGUGAUCCUUCUGUCACAUCUGGAACAUGCAAUUGGAGGCGACGGGAGAGCGGCUCACAAACAGUUUCUGCAAGUUGUCCUCGAGUCUGGAGGAGCUGAGAUGAGACUGAAGCUUUUCCACUGAGUAGAGAGCUCCUGGUGGUCGUCAUGUCCCUGUGGAUGAUCCUUCCUGUCAGCCUUCCUGUCUUCACCAUCACAGGAAUAUGGGUUGUGUAUGCGAUGGCUCUCUACAACCAGCACGUCUGCCCGGUGCACAACUGGCUUUACAAUGAGUCCUGUGAGGAGCUGCUUCCAUUACAGAGGGGACCUGUGUUGUGUUGCACCAUGGACAACAUACCGCUCAUCAGUAAAUGUGGAACUCUGCCACCUGAAAGCUGCUUCUUCAGCCUCAUUUGCAGCACGGGAUCAUUCAUGGUGAUGCUGAUCGGCCUGCUGCGCUACGCUCACGUCAUAGAGAAGCACCAGAACUGCAUCCUGAACACAGCCGGCCUCUCAACCGGAUGGAUCUGCGCUGCCGGCCUCAUCAUGGUGGGAAACUUCCAGGUGGAUUUUGCCAAAGUCCUCCACUACGUUGGAGCGGGAGUCGCCUUCCCCUCCAGCAUGUUAUUUGUGUGUCUUCAGUCGGCUCUGACCUAUCGACUGGCCAAGACCCAGGGCGAGUACCGGAUGGGUCACUUCCGUGUCGGGAUGGCCCUGCUGGCGCUCAUCGCUCUGGUGCUCAGUGGAGUUUUCUUUUGCCAGGAGAGCUUCGCCCUGCAGCACACCUCCGCCAUCUUCGAGUGGGUCUACUGCAUGCUCAUCAUGUUCUUCUAUGGGACUUUUGCCUUCGAGUUCGCGGGCGUGUCGGGAGACACCGUGAUGGUCCUCUCCAGAGGAGGGGGCGUGCAGGGAUUCUCCACCUCAGAGCUCAAGGCCGAGGUGGGCGGAGGGGCCAACCACCACCAGCCGGAGAAUAUGUCGAUCCUGUAACUGAAACGCAGCCUGUGGAGGUCGAAGUGUGACACGCGGACCUAUCUAGAAGGCCCCAACAUGGAGUCGUAUUCUGGAAGCUGCCUCCUGCAUAUCACCACGCUCACUAUUGCACACAGCCACAGCAUCAAAGCUGUUUUCUUCAGCAGUGACCAAAGACUGACUGUUAUGCUUUAAAAGUACCGACAGCACGGCAACACAUUGCACAGUAUCGUCAGUGCCUUUCUGAGCACCAACACUUGUGCACAAGCACACACACACACACACACAGACCUGGGUGUUUGUUUUAAUUGUCCUUAUGUAACAAUCCCUCUCUGGAUUCUUGGCUGAAGUUGCCUUUUAUCCGACCGAACGUCCUGAAAGUGCCUCAGAAGUCGAGCAUGGCGGCGUCAGUGCUGGAGCUUCUUCAAAAGUCUGGACGCUCACACGCAGAGACCUGUGAUGUUUUUCUUUUUUUUUCUCUCAGGAAGUUUUGUUACAUCAUUAGCUUUUAGUCUUUACCUCAACUGUAAAAUGAAAUGUUCCAAAAACCUUCAACAAUAGGUGGACGUUACUGUGUGCCAAGAAUAAUGACUUUCUUUUAAAGCGGAUUAACCAUUAAAAUGUCCGUGCCAAAAAAAUGAUGGCAGGAGUAUCUGCACAUGUAAAGUGUUCAUACUAUAAUUCAAGUUAUGAUAUUCAUAAA